Trichechus manatus latirostris (Florida manatee) is the source of this 1371-nucleotide messenger RNA. It is a transcript of the gene RNF32, whose product is annotated as ring finger protein 32. The transcript has 8 exons. Gene Ontology annotation, molecular function: protein binding. The coding region runs from base 35 to 1135 and encodes 366 amino acids. Lineage: Eukaryota; Metazoa; Chordata; Mammalia; Sirenia; Trichechidae. The record is from RefSeq and is a predicted model, not a curated record.
UGCGAUGUGAUGAUAUGACAUUUCCUAUUUCAGCAUGUUAAAAAAUAAGGGUUAUUCAUCCAAAAAAGAUAAUUUAGCAGUUACUGCAGUUGCUUUACAAGAUCACAUUUUACAUGAUCUUCAACUUCAAGGUCUUUCAAUAGCAGAUCAUUCUAAGACAAAGGUACAAAAGAAAGAGAACAAAUCGAAGUCUCUAAAAAGAGAUGCAAAAGCAGUAAUCGAUACUGGGCUUAAGAAAACUACACAGAGCUCUGUCGUGGAAGAUCCAGAAAAAGAAUAUGUUCUUGAUCCAAAACCUGCACCAUUAACUUUAGCACAGAAGUUGGGCCUAUUUGAACCUCCUCCAUUGCCACUAUCAACAGAUGAAUGGGAAAAAGUGAAACAAAGAUCCAUAACAGAAGGGGAUUCUCUGCAUCCGUGCCCGAUCUGUAAAGAAGAGUUUGAACUUCAUCCCCAGGUGCUGCUUUCAUGUUCCCAUGUAUUUCACAGAGCAUGCCUUCAGGCUUUUGAAAAGUUCACAAAUAAAAAAACCUGCCCUCUCUGUAGAAAGAACCAGUAUCAAACCAGAGUGAUUCAUGAUGGAGCCCGGUUAUUCAAAGUCAAGUGUGCAACAAGGAUCCAAGCCUGUUGGAGAGGACAUAUUGUUAGAAAGUGGUACCAAAACCUGAGGAAAACUAUACCACCCAAAGAUGCCAAAUUAAGGAAAAAAUUCUUUGAAGAAAAGUUCACAGAAAUCAGUCACCGAAUAUUAUGUUCAUACGAUACAAAUAUAGAUGAGCUCUUUUUAGAAAUCGAUCACUGCUUAGCUAUAAACAGAAGCAUUCUUCAGCAGCUGGAGGAAAAGUGUGGUCGUGAAAUUACAGAAGAGGACUGGGAGAAAAUUCAAGUUCAGGCACUGCAUCAGGAGAUCAGUGAAUGCUCCAUUUGCCUCACCCCACUCUCAUUUAACAGCAAUUUCCAAAGUGCACCUUCUGGGAAAAGUCCUAACCAGCCUUCUCGUGAGACUGUUCUCUUGUCUUGCUCACAUAUAUUCCAUCACACUUGUCUUCUCGCUUUAGAAGAGUUUUCCUUGGGAGAAAUAUAUACUUGUCCUCUGUGCCGCUCUUGCUAUCAAAAGAAAAUUCUUGAAUACUGAAUUCAUAUUCAGGAAAAAUGAUAUAAUUCUGGGGGGAAAAAAUUACCUUAAUUUUGGAAGAAUUACAUGAGUUUGGGGUUAAGUACUAUAGUAUAAUCAGUUCUCCAAAGAAAUAAGCUAUUAGCAGUUGUGCAUAAGAAAUCUAACUAUAUUUUAAAAGCUGGCUACUCAUCCAGUCUUAGUCUUUUGUCUAUAAAAAGCAAGUUCAAAUUCAUGAGUUUAGUAAGUUGAAAUAA